UGGUGUGACGUAAUCCUCUCUCUGUUUCCCUAUGGCAGACAGGCCCGACUUUAGAGGUCUCUGUAAAUAAAGGUAUUUUACUUUACCAGCGGCAGAUUUAGAACCCACGCACAUAUACAUAGUGAUCGAUCACCGUUGGCUGUUGUUACAUGUCUCAGAGAUGCUGUCACGGAAACCUACUGAGACAGACAGUGAGAUCAUGUAAUAUUGGAUUGUUGCUGCUCUAAUGGAAAGAAUCGUCUCUACAGAGCGAUGAAGCACCAGUAAAAACCAACUGUGUUACCUUAUAAACGCAUGUGCACCAGAGCAAUGGAGAGUGACUGUAGGAUCCCCAUGUCAUGUCUGAGACCACGAAUCUUGGCCCUACACGCCUUAUUUUGGGGUUUAGUGUCACUUAGAGUGUUUGGAGCAGCUCUUCUUAGCGAUGAGAAGGCUGCAGUUGCGGUUACAAAGGCAGUGAACACACCAUGUUGGCAGGUGGAGGAGUUUGUGGUGGCUAAAGAGUGCAGUGUGUGUGAUGGUUUCCAAUCGAAAACAUUAGCAGCAUGCAGCCAAACUGGAUUUGUAGAAAAGAUCAACUGCACCAAAUCUAACAGAGAAGAAUUCAAGAGUUGUCGCUCUACCAAAAUGGAGGAGCACCUCUUCUGGAAAUUUGAGGGCACUGCGCUGACUCUCACUGUAGUCUUUGCAAUUCUGGUGGUCGCUAGGCAACGGUCACUUGACCGCCAAGCCUCAGACAAGGUUCGGAGACAGAUAGAAUCUAUUUAGUAUAUCAAGCUGUACUAAAACUUAAAGGACAUAUGCCAGACAGGAGGCCUGGUGUUACAAGCUCUCAACAAAGGGCAUAAUCCAACAGUCCAUGGAGGCUUCUGUGCUUGAUCACUGGUUUUAACUUUCUGAAUGGGUACAAUGUGCCCUUACUCCCCAGCCAGACAUUAUUUUUUGGAUGCUGCAUCCCUGCAGGAAUUACCUUUACGUAUGAGAUUGUCAAGUGGACUUUAUAUAUCUGUGAACUUCAAGAAUUUGAAUAGUGGAACACUCAUCCAAAUUGACAAACAUAAUGCAAGAUAGGUAUCCAGUCCCUAUUAUGUAACAGAAGAUGUACAGCUCUGUAAAUACCUGUUUUUUCAAAUGCUGGGAAGGCGGUGUGCAUAGAGAAAAUAAUAAAGCACAAAGUAUUUUGUGAAACAGAAUGAUCUGUGUGGUCAGUGUCCUGAAGCAAGAUAUUAUUUGUUGGGAUUUGUUUUGUUAGGAUGAGUUUCAGUGAAUCUGAAAGUUUUGGUGGUUUGUCAUUUGGCUCAUAUAAUUUAGAUAGUAAAAGCUUUUGCCUGAUUUUGACACAUUCAUCCAUUCACUAACAUUACAGUGUUAUUUACUUCAAUGAACCUAAAAGUAAUUUCAUUAUUCUUAUACAUGCAGUUUUUGUCUGUAAAGUCUUUAUUUUGAGUAUGCUUUUUCCAGACAGACUUGCAGGUGCCCUUUAUUUAAUUGUUAUUAUUUUUGACUCUGUAUUAUAUUUACUUUCAGUCUUUUGCCCUAUUGAGUGAAAGUAUGUGUUUAUGUCAAACUCUGUGAUCAGAUCUCUUUCUUUAUAAUGCUUAAAUUAUGUCUUAAAAAUAUUAGCUCUGUACUUACAUCUGACAGAUAUAUGCAAGACUGCAUUGUAACGUAUGUUAAAGUUGCUUGAUGAGGUGAAAGUUUAAGAUGUAUUAAAAUCAACCCAACUUUUCUUUUUUCCAUAUUUCCUUGUUUUUAUUUUUAUUUUUUUAUUUUUAUUUUUUUAAAGAACUUAAAAGUAAAACAGUGACGUGCUUCUCUUGCAAAUGAAUGUUAGUGCAUUGGAGGUGAUAUGGUACAUAGAUUUUUGUGCUACUAUCUUCGGAAAGUCUUUACUCUGCUGUUUUGGGUAGAGAACUUGUUUUAUAAUUUUCUCCAUACGUUUAUUUACAUUAAUGAAUAGUUUGGCUGAACAAUGCCUUUUUGUGAACUCUGUUUCUUGUAUACUGUUUCUUUCGCCACCAUCAUGAAGCCACAUGAACAUGGCCAGGUUUUGUCCCUUAGUUAAUUUGAACGAUUACUUAAAUUGUAUAAAGUGUAUUUUUAUGAAAGAUGUGUGACAUUCCUGUCCUCUGUUGAUAACACAGGAAAAUAGGAAUAAAUGCAGGGGGGAAAGGAAUUGUUUGCCUUCGGUUGUCAAGAAUGUUGUCA
Molecule: messenger RNA, 2208 nt
Organism: Myxocyprinus asiaticus (Chinese sucker)
Lineage: Eukaryota; Metazoa; Chordata; Actinopteri; Cypriniformes; Catostomidae
Product: protein JTB-like
Exons: 6
Coding region: 295-768 (157 amino acids)
Biological process (GO): mitotic cytokinesis
Cellular component (GO): spindle; centrosome; membrane
Source: RefSeq, a predicted model, not a curated record